Aphidius gifuensis is the source of this 2747-nucleotide messenger RNA. It is a transcript of the gene Zyx, whose product is annotated as thyroid receptor-interacting protein 6. Gene Ontology annotation, biological process: cell-cell adhesion. The transcript is spliced from 5 exons. Gene Ontology annotation, cellular component: stress fiber; focal adhesion. NCBI's taxonomy places the organism in Eukaryota, Metazoa, Arthropoda, Insecta, Hymenoptera, Braconidae. The record is from RefSeq and is a predicted model, not a curated record. The coding region runs from base 644 to 2290 and encodes 548 amino acids.
GUCAUUAUUAAAAAAUGAAAAUAGUGUUUGUCUAAAUAAUAAAUGCAUACGCAAUUUAAUAUUAACAGUUAAUAUAGACACAAUAUGCACAAUAUCCAGUACGUACAAAUUACAAUUGCAUUUAUUAUAUACAUACUACUGUUAGAUAGUGUAGAUAGUACUGGAUAGUACAUGUAGUGAGCCCCGUUAUUAGUGAAACACUGACACAAAAGAGUUAACAAAAUUUUGUCCAUAAAAAAAAAUUUACAUUUUUUAAUCAUCAACAAUAAUCAUUAUUUUGCUGUAAAACAGAAAAAAAUAAUAAUUACAUAUGCAUAUCCUUAAUGAUUGUAUGAUACCCCUAAAAUCGUCGAAUUACCCAUCACUGAUUGUCACUGAUGAGAGGUGUGUGGGUGUGUGGGGCAAGACAAUUUCAUAAAAAAAUCGAUGACUCAGACUGACUCAGACUGUAUUGAAUUUUUAUUUUGACACAAUAAAAGCAAAUAAAAAAAUUGACUCAUCAACAAAGUUUAGUAAUAUCUUCAUUUUGUGCUAACACAUCAAGUUAUAAUUACACGGUAUUUAACAGGUGUGUUUAUUAAUCAUACAAAGAACAAUUGACACUUGGAGUAAAAAAUAAAAGUCACAAAAAACAUAAUAAACAAUGUCAGAUUUGGAGCAACAACUUGCAAAUCUGCAGGUUGAUCAUCACAGAAAUCCAACAAACACAACAGGACGAACCAAUGUUGGACCAGCUGUACCACCAAAACCAAAAAAACCUCAACCACAGGUACCACAAAGCUACAGUAUAAAAACUCCACCAAUGCCAUCAUACAGUACAGUUUUAAAUAACACUGGUACUCCUCAAAAAUCAGUCAAUUUUUAUGCAAAUACAGAACGUCCAUGUCAACAACAGUCAAUGAAUGAUGGAUCAUUUAAAAUACAUCCAUCAAAAUUUUAUAAAGAUAAUGAUAAUUUCUAUCAAAAUGAUAAUCAUUUAUACACCAAUGAAACAAGAGAUAAAUCAUAUUCAUCUGAUAAAAGUUUUUAUUCAAACAUUGGUAGUAUUGCAGAGCCACAAGUACCAGUUGAAUCAAGAUCAAAUAGAGGAACAAUAAGAGAUGUUGUUUAUAGUAAUAUUGAACCAGCUGCACCAAUACCAGUACCAGCACCAACAAAUGAUAGGAAUAUUAUUUACAGUAAUAUACAAUGGAAUAAUAAGCCAGAAAAUACAUAUUCAAAUAUUCCAUCAAAUCAAAUUGAUUUAUCUGAUGAUUUAUUGCCACCACCACCACCAGAACCAACUGAGUAUAUAUCUUGUAUAGCUGGUAAUUUUCCACCACCACCACAACCAGAUGAACUUCCACCACCACCAAGUCCAGUAUCAUCAAGUUACAGUGAAUUACGUCGUGCAAAUUAUCAACCAGAAUAUCCAACGACAUUUCCUGAUAUCUAUGGUCCCUCAUCACAAUCCAGCUCGACAUAUGAAUCAAUUUAUGAGCCAAUUAAUCCACGACCACCAUCACAAUUAUCAUGUAACUAUUCAAUGUAUUCUGGUUAUGGUUCAGCAUCAACAAAUCAACAACAACAACAGCAACAACAACAGCAACAGCAACAAGAAAAAAAAGAAUCACCAGUUAAAGAAGUUGAGGAACUUACUGAUUUACUUGUUCAAGGUAUGGAAGAUGGACAAGAUGAUAUUUAUGGUAUUUGUGUACAAUGUGGUGAAAAAGUUGAAAGUGAAGAUGCUGGAUGUUCAGCAAUGGAUAAAAUAUUUCAUAUUGAUUGUUUUUGUUGUUUUGUAUGUCGUGUUAAUUUACAAGGUAAAUCAUUUUAUUCACUUGAGGGUAAACCAUAUUGUGAAAAUGAUUAUUUAAAUACACUUGAAAAAUGUUGUGUAUGUACUAAACCAAUAUUAGAUAGAAUAUUACGUGCAACUGGUAAACCAUAUCAUCCAUCAUGUUUUGCAUGUGUUGUUUGUGGUCAAUCACUUGAUGGAAUACCAUUUACAGUUGAUGCAACAAAUCAAAUUCAUUGUAUUCAAUGUUUUCAUAAAAAAUUUGCACCACGUUGUUGUGUUUGUAAACUACCAAUAAUGCCAGAACCUGGACAAGAUGAAACAGUUAGAGUUGUUGCACUUGAUAGAAGUUUUCAUAUAUCAUGUUAUAAAUGUGAAGAUUGUGGUCUUGUAUUAUCAUCAGAUGCUGAGGGUAGUGGUUGUUAUCCACUUGAUGAUCAUGUACUUUGUAAAAGUUGUAAUGCAAAACGUGUUCAAGCUCUAACAUCACAUAUUAAAACAACUGAACUUUAAUUGUUCAAUUGAUCAUUAUAUUAAUAUUAUUUUAUUUUUAUUUUUCAAGUUAUCUAUCGUUGUUCAAAUACGUAUUUAAAAAUUUACUAAUAACUUAAUUGUUUAAAUAGUCAAUGAUAUUAGCAGGAUAAAAAAAUUCCUUGAAAAUUUAUAAUAACUAUUUCAAAUAUUUUAUCAAAAUUAUUAUCACUAAGCAAACAAUAUGAUGAUUGACUAUAUUUUUUGUCAAUUGAUUAAUCAAAAUAAUAAUACUUUAAUAAUCAAAAUUAAAUUUUAAAAUUUUUAUAUUCUCAUUUUUUAAAUAACAAUAGUAAUAUCUCAAAUUUUGUUUUGUUUUUUUGAGAUUAUUUUAAUUUUAGUAAUGAUUUAGUUGAACAAACAAAUUGUCAAUCAUCAAGCCACAAAAAUACCUUAACAUUCCAACAUGUUAUCAGUAUAUUACCAUGUGAUAAUUCAG